ACCUUUUUGUCGGAAUCUGCCCUCUUUCACUCCCUUAUUAUGCAGGUUCUUUAAACAACUGGUUACACUUGAGUGCUACCAAUAUCCUAACUCAAAGAGAGAUUUUUUUUUUUGUUGAAACGAAUGGAUAUGUUCCGCGCAUUCAACAUCCAUGUAUCUAAGCAUGGAUGAAUCAGCCUCAUCGUCUUCUUCCUCGUCAUCUGCCAUUCAACUCGGUGGUCGAGCCAUCGAUCGCCAUAAUCCCAUCAUCCGAGACGCUAAACGGUUCAACACAAAUCCUUUGCCUUCCAACCAGAGGAAGAAUGGGAAAGGGUCUUCUUCAAGCAAGUCGAAAAAUGAUCAUAAAAAGACUUGUCCGUCUGUUUCAGCCAAGUCCAAUGACCAAAAGAAGACGAGCUCAACUAAGAAGAGUUGGUUGAAGGAAACCGGUAAUGGAAAGGCCAACGGGAUUGAUCUUGUCACCCCUCCUGGUUCCUCAAGGUAUCUUUUGGGUGAUUCUGUUUUUUUAUCAGAUUAUGAUCCAGUUUGGGCAUUGGUUCCUGCUGAGGAAAACAAGAUGAUUCAAGCUGUAACACAAGAACGUUCCAUCAUUUCCAAAUCCUCUUCCCCCUCUUUCAAUCAGAAGCCUCCCAGAGACCAGGUUGUGGUUUUAAGGGUGUCAUUGCACUGCAAAGGAUGUGAAGGAAAACUGUGGAAGCAUCUAUCAAGAAUGGAAGGUGUGGCGUCCUUCAACAUUGACUUCAAGGCGAAGAAGGUGACAAUCAUGGGAGAGGUAACGCCGUCGAGAGUACUUGCUAGCGUCUCAAAGGUGAAGAAUGCACAAUUCUAGACAUCUGCAACUGCAACACCACCUCUUGCCUCCACCAAGAAAUGAUGUAAUCAUCUUAUUAAUCUUUGAAUUCAAAAUUGUUUACAAAUUAGACUGCUUUUGGGCGUGAAACUGAUGAAUUUUAGUGUUCGUAUGGAACUUGGUAUUGUUAGCCGAAUCAGAAUCACUGUUGCUUUGAACAAAGUAA
Molecule: messenger RNA, 1016 nt
Organism: Hibiscus syriacus
Lineage: Eukaryota; Viridiplantae; Streptophyta; Magnoliopsida; Malvales; Malvaceae
Product: protein SODIUM POTASSIUM ROOT DEFECTIVE 1-like
Exons: 3
Coding region: 152-829 (225 amino acids)
Molecular function (GO): metal ion binding
Source: RefSeq, a predicted model, not a curated record